Xenia sp. Carnegie-2017 is the source of this 2786-nucleotide messenger RNA. RefSeq names its product poly(A) polymerase type 3-like. Gene Ontology annotation, molecular function: poly(A) RNA polymerase activity; RNA binding. NCBI's taxonomy places the organism in Eukaryota, Metazoa, Cnidaria, Anthozoa, Malacalcyonacea, Xeniidae. The record is from RefSeq and is a predicted model, not a curated record. The transcript has 23 exons. Gene Ontology annotation, cellular component: nucleus. The coding region runs from base 156 to 2009 and encodes 617 amino acids.
UUUGAAUAAGUAUCGUGCGCGGUUCAUGGAGGCUGGGCACGAAUCCGGUUUACGAAGAAGGCGCCAUGUUUUAGUAUUUUAAAGGCACAGACGGUAGAAAUGAGGAGUUGAAUUUGUUUAAAUUCUUAGGGUUCUAAUGUUUUUUAUAUGCAAGUAUGUCGACACUGACGACUAAACCCAUUGGCGUUACAUCGGCAAUAAGUCUUACACAACCAAAACCCGAGGAUUUACAACAAACGAAAAAUUUAAAAAAUGUGCUUACAGAGUAUGGUGUCUUUGAGAGUGAAGAAGACCUUCAACAUAGGAUGGUUGUUUUGGCUAAACUGAAUCAGAUUGUAAAAGAAUGGAUAAAACAAUUAAGUAGAGAAAAGAAUAUUCCUGAAAAUUUAAUAGACCAAGUUGGUGGAAAGAUCUUCACCUUUGGUUCCUAUCGAUUGGGUGUUCAUACUAAAGGUGCUGACAUAGAUACAUUGUUGGUGGCUCCACGACAUAUUGACAGAGAUGAUUUCUUCAAUACUUUUUAUGAAAUACUCAAAGAAAAUGAGGAAGUCAAAGAACUCAGGGCAAUCAAGGAAGCUUUUGUUCCUGUUAUCAAAAUGGAAUUUUGUGGAAUUGAAAUGGAUUUGUUGUUUGCAAGACUUGCACUUCCUCAAGUUCCUGAUAAUCUCGAUUUACUGGAUGAAAGCCUUCUCAAGAAUCUUGACCCAAAAUGUGUAAAAAGUUUAAAUGGUUGCAGGGUUACAGAUGAAAUUCUUAGAUUGGUACCAAAGCACGAGUCAUUCAAGCUCACACUUAGGGUCAUCAAACUCUGGGCUAAAAAUCAUGGUGUUUAUUCAAAUGUUCUUGGUUUUCUUGGUGGUGUAUCAUGGGCCAUGUUGGUAGCAAGAACUUGUCAACUUUAUCCUAAUGCAGCACCCUCAACAUUGGUGGAAAAGCUCUUUUUGGUUUUUUCAAAAUGGAAAUGGCCAAAUCCUGUUUUGUUAAAAGAACUAGCUACAGAAAAUAAACUUGGAUUCCCUGUCUGGGACCCUAGAAUAACUCCAUCAGAUGCCUACCACUUGAUGCCCAUCAUUACCCCUGCAUAUCCACAACAAAACUCAACAUAUAAUGUAUCGCCAUCCACCAAGAAGAUUAUGCAAAGUGAAUUCGAAGAUGGCUUGGAGACCGUUCAACGUAUAUACCUUGGCAAAACAGAUUGGCAUGCUCUAUUCACGCCGCCUAAUUUUUUUACUAAGUACAAACAUUACAUCGUGUUGAGUGCUAUAUCCACUUCUGAAGAAGAUCACAUACAAUGGGUUGGUUUGGUUGAAUCUAAAAUACGAUUAUUGGUCAGUCAACUUGAGAAUAAACCUUACGUUGAACUGGCUCAUGUUAAUCCAAAACAUUAUCCACCUUUGAAUUGUGAAGAAAAUAUCUGCAUAAGUCGAUGGUUUGUUGGAUUGGCGUUAGAAAAAACAGAGAACGCGACGUUAGAUCUUACGUACGACAUUCAAUAUUUUACAAACACAGUUCACAUUCGUGCUGUUUCAACUGAAAUUUUCAAAGAAGGAAUGAAAACUGAAGUGAAAUACGUCAAAAAAAAACAAUUGUCCGACUACCUUCCUUCGAGUGUUUUAAAAUCGAAAAAGAAAAGUUCCUUGCUGGCGAACAAUUCCUUGGAGAACGCCAACAUUCACGUUGAGAAGGAAAACACAAAAACGAAUAAUGAACACAAAUCUACAGGUAAUGGAUCAUCAAGCAACGGUAUAUCUCGCAACAUGCCGGAUAAUGAUAUUAUAGACGGUUCAUUAAGUGAGAAUAAAUCAAACGGCGUUUUAAUGACCACAGGAUUAAAACGCUCAAGAGAAUCGACUACGGAUGAAUCUGCAGGAGAAGAUAUAAUUGGAAAUAAAAAGAAGCAUCUAGCGUCCAAUCAAGAGGCUGUAGCGGAGUUAUCUGAUGGUGGUGAUACCCCUGAAACACCUACUGUAGCCGCAAAGAAGGCGGAUAUAAGACUAACGUUGAAGUAAGACCAAGGAUUUGAUUCAUUGUGUCACCAUCCUGUUUCGAUAAAAAGAUAUUUUACCGGUAGGAUUUGUAUAGUUUGUAAAUGGAGUCAUGCAUACUGUGGAAAGCUUACUAAUGUGCUCAUGUAAGCUCGCAAUCGAUGCAUCUUUAUAUGCACUUGCCUGUUGUAUUUCAAGUUUAGAGAUUUUAUGAACUAUGAAACAACUGUGUCGUAAUGACGCAGAUGUCGACAAGCUCUCAACUCCUUUCUCAGGCUACGGUUGACUUUGCAGUAUUAUGGACUGAGAUUCUGGAAAGAGUUUCGCUAAAAUGACUGUUUUUCGUGGUUGUGGUCUUCCCUUGUGUUCUUUUGUUCUGUUUUUCUUUGUGUGAAUUCAUGACGAUCGAUGCUCGUGUGUGAUGCCUAAGUCGGAUAUUUCAAACUUCUGGGACUUAUAUUGAUGAAAUCUUUGUUUUCAUCAAAGGGCAAUGCUUGCAACACUUCUUUCUUGAUGCAAUGUUCAUUGACGUUUAGUGAGAAGUUUGUUUUUGCCUUUUUUGCAGUUCUUUGUAGGACUACGUUUGUUUUCUUCGAACAUCUUUUAAAAGUUUGUGAGUGGUGUAUGUUUAGUAUGAUUACAACGAUAUAUAUUCCAUCCAAUUUCAAACAAUCUUGAUAUGAAGAUAUACGUACAAUCAUAGAAACUUUACUUUGAACUUUUUUGUGAAUGAUUUCAUUUAUUCAGGUGUAUUUUUACGACAUAAUUGAAAGCAAUAAAGUUUUGUUUUGAGGCCUUCAA